This is a messenger RNA of Galeopterus variegatus (Sunda flying lemur), 1902 nucleotides long. It is a transcript of the gene CDC50B, whose product is annotated as transmembrane protein 30B. The record is from RefSeq and is a predicted model, not a curated record. Lineage: Eukaryota; Metazoa; Chordata; Mammalia; Dermoptera; Cynocephalidae. Gene Ontology annotation, biological process: phospholipid translocation. Gene Ontology annotation, cellular component: Golgi apparatus; endoplasmic reticulum; plasma membrane. Bases 49 to 1110 code for a protein of 353 amino acids. The transcript has a single exon.
CCCUCCAUCCCUCCGCGCGACUGUCCCGGCGCCGCCGCCGCCGCCGCCAUGACCUGGAGCGCCACGGCCCGGGGCGCCCAGCAGCCGGACAACACCGCGUUCACGCAGCAGCGCCUCCCCGCCUGGCAGCCGCUGCUGUCGGCCAGCAUCGCGCUGCCGCUCUUCUUCUGCGCGGGCCUGGCCUUCAUCGGCCUGGGCCUGGGCCUCUACUACACCUCCAACAGCAUCAAGGAGCUCGAGUACGACUACACCGGCAGCCUGGACACCGGCAACUGCUCGGCGUGCGCCGAGGCCGACCAGGACGGCGCGCCGCCGCCCAACUGCUCGUGCGCCUUGAACUUCUCGCUGCCCGAGUUCUUCCAGGGCCCCGUGUACUUCUACUACGAGCUGAGCAACUUCUACCAGAACAACCGGCGCUACAGCGUGUCCUGCGACAACGCGCAGCUCAGCGGGUUCCCCAGCGCGCUGCGCCAGCCGGUGAACGACUGCGCCCCCUACCAGUACGGCGCGGCCGGCCUGCCCAUCGCGCCCUGCGGCGCCAUCGCCAACAGCCUCUUCAACGACUCCUUCUCGCUGUGGCACGAGCUCCCGCCCAGCGGGCCCUACGUCGAGGUGCCGCUCGACCGCACCGGCAUCGCCUGGUGGACCGACAACCACGUCAAGUUCCGCAACCCGCCGCUGGUGAACGGCAGCCUGGCGCUGGCCUUCAGCGGCACGGCCGCCCCGCCCAGCUGGCCCCGGCCGGUCUACGAGCUCAGCCCCGACCCCAACAACACGGGCUUCGUCAACCAGGACUUCGUGGUGUGGAUGCGCACGGCGGCGCUGCCCACCUUCCGCAAGCUGUACGCGCGCAUCCGCCAGGGCAACUACUCGGCCGGCCUGCCGCGGGGCAACUACAGCGUGCACGUCACCUACAACUACCCGGUGCGCGCCUUCCACGGCCGCAAGCUCGUCGUCUUCAGCAGCAUCUCGUGGAUGGGCGGCAAGAACCCCUUCCUGGGGAUCGCCUACCUGGUCGUCGGCUCCCUCUGCAUCCUCACGGGCUUUGUCAUGCUGGUGGUCUACAUUCGCUACCAGGACCAGGACGACGAGGACGACAGUGACGACUGAUUCGGCUUUCAAAGGACCUUUCCUGCGUCUUGCCAGAAGGAUUGCGAGAUUCUUUUGGCGUGUCCCCCUCUCCCCGAUCCCAGCCUUGCCUCACUUUCCCUCCUGUUGUGGAUGAGGGGCCCAGAUAAAGGAAUGACCCAUUGCUGGGGUGUUUGGACUGCAGAGUGAGACCUCCUUGCAAGUUCUCCCCAUGUCCUUCACGACUUACAGAGCUGACGUAUUAGCUUCUCAAAGUCUGUCACAUUUGAGAGUGGAUGGGACAACAGAGACUCCUAUUCAGCCCCUAUCAGACUAAGAGACUGAGAGACCUAGCAAUGUUAAGGAACUCAUUCAAGAUCAGGCAGCUAGCUAUUGCUUCCCUGCUCUGAGUCUAGGGUUUUCGGCACUAUUGAACAGUGGUUUUCUGUUCUUGAGGGGCUGGGAUAGAGAGUGAGGCCCACACAUAACCGGUAGAGAGAGGCAUGGAGGAGAACAAACUUGUUAAAAAUGUGAGUAGACUAGGAGGCACCAACCACUGAGAUUCUGACACACUAAGGCUGGGGUGAGACCCUCGAAGCUAUGUUUUAGCGAGCUCUUCUGGAGAUUCCUGUAUUCCCUCAAAUUUGGGAAGCACUACUCUGAACCAGGUUGGGCCUGAAACAGUCCUCCGAGGCGUUUUCCAGGUAUUAAUUUGUUCCCGGGGCAGUGACAAUCUCAAUGUUGCAGGUUUGGUCUAGCAUCUUCCCUGGAAUGUAGGAUGCUCUAGAUGAUAUGUGGAAUGAAUGAAAAAAUAAAAAUGCUAUCUCCAGAAAA